AUGGGUAUCGGCUCGCGGACUUCGAUCGGUUCAUUCGUCGUCAAGAUGAAGCGUGACACAGACUCCCAUCGACCCGACUCGCGUGAGACAAGGUGCCAUCAUGGAAAUCCAACGGUCCCUUCAGUGGUGCAAGGGUAUGCACUCAAGACCUGCUGGCUGAGGGGGGCUCGCAUCAACGCUCGCCCUACAGGGGAUGCAGAAUCUGGGAUUACCACAUACGCUGCUCUUAUGAUCGCCUUUCCCACACUGGCAACGUCAGCCACCAAGCUGACGACGACAACAGUGGUCACAACAGCACCUCCUACAGCAUAUGUUCAAGUUUUUGAGGCAAACGCCGUGUUUUACAGCAGUAUAUUCAGUUUCCUGGCCGGAAGCAUCGUGAAUGUGGAUACUGUGGAGGACCGGACUACCAUUGGGGCCAACUGUAUCCAUAGCCUGGUCGUUAACUGCUCGUUGGAGACUGUCAGCUUCCCCCCUACGUUUACCAUGGGGCCUUCAACGUACAUACACAGCUCAAGCGGCUCAGAACAAAACUCUCAGCAGUACACUAGCAAUAUCGACUCAAGGGCCUGCAGGAUCUUUUCUUCAACCCAAAGCGCAUCCUGCGAGAUUUUUGCGAGCUACUGGUAUUCUGACGCCCAGACGAGCACGUCCAAGCAUACAAAACGUCAUACGACGUUGAGGUCUUCGGAAAUCAAUUACCACAAUUUAUUGAUUACGGCAGGUAUUGAGAAGCUCCCAACAGCAGUGACGACGUCGCAAACCCAGAAAAGGACUGCCACCGUCCCCACGGCUACUGCUUUGGCCUCUACCACGGCCGCUGCCUCUUCUCCUAGCCCAAAUUCUCAAUCUCAUCCCUCAAAAGCGUGGGUUGCCGGACCGGUUGUAGGAGCCGUGGUCGGGUGCGGCCUGAUAGCAGCUGUGUUAUACUGGUGUCUCAGGCGAAAGAGACAGAAAGUGCCAUCGGCUGAUUCUGGACCAAUAAUCCAGGAUCCGUCAGAGGAAAUCAGGGGACUCGACAACCCUGUCAAGUCUGCAUACAAAGCGUGUACGCCAGCGGAAACUCAAGGAACCCCUGUAUCCGAACUUCCAGCGGAUGAGCCUUCCUGCAUUCAACAUACUGCCUAA
Messenger RNA from Aspergillus vadensis CBS 113365, 1128 nucleotides. RefSeq lists its product as uncharacterized. The coding region runs from base 1 to 1128 and encodes 375 amino acids. The record is from RefSeq and is a predicted model, not a curated record. The transcript is spliced from 5 exons. Lineage: Eukaryota; Fungi; Ascomycota; Eurotiomycetes; Eurotiales; Aspergillaceae.